AUGGUCCAACUACAGAACUUCUUCGUUUUCAUUACUUCCAUGGUCGUGCCCCGUGGCACGGCAGCACCCGUACUAUUGAAAUGGUUCGUCAGUAGAGAUGUUCCCACUGGUGCCUCUUCUUCCAAUGGUACUAUAAUUCCUAUUCCUAUCCCUUUAUUCCCUUUUUUGGUCUAUCUACAUUUAAGGAAAUUCAUACGCUCCAUGGACAGAGCUAAAAGUGGAGUGUUGGUCAAAGCAAGCCGCCCUAUUCUAUUACCAGAAAAAAUGGAGAGAAGCUCAUCCGCUAGAAAUGCUUUAUUUCGUUUCGUUCCCGUUCUUCAUUUCCUUAUUAUCGAAUCCAUGGGGGACUUGUCAUAUUUAGAAUCUUUCUGCGGUCUGCUCUGUUUACAAUUCUUUCGUACUCUCUUCUCUUUACCACGCGAUAGGUCAGCGAAGCGUGAGCGGGCGCUCCGAAGUAAAGGCCAAACACUUCGGCCUAAGGGGAAUGAGCAACAAAAUGACAAGAUGAGGUGCCCCGGGCACCCCCAUAUAGAAAGAAGGGUCGAAGGUUUUGGGCCUGUAGCUUUCCCCGCCCCCCCCCCCUCGUCGAGUGGUGCUUGUUUGGGGGGUGUGCCACCAGAAAGCGGGCUUGAAGCUCUCGCCUUACCAACGAGCCGACUGCUGAUGGCUGUUGGUCACGACUACUACAAAAAAGUGAAGAUGAAUCUUUCUAUUUCACAUGGAGGAGUGUGCAUCUUUAUGUUGGGUGUUCUUCUGUCGUGCGACCCGAUGGCUUAUGUGCGACCUGUGGCCCACGCCUCCUAUUCUAUUUGUUCAGGGCGGGCGGCGUGAACUCUGAUUCGAUCCGGGUAUUCAAUCCCGCCGCUGAGAUGCUCAGUUGACUCCUUAACCUUGAUAGGAAGAUGGCUUAUUCCAAAAUUCGUGCAUAAGGGUAAGGAACUUUGGAUGAAUUAAUGCGAAUGGGUGUAAGCCUCGCUGCUCGGAAACACCCAGUGCUGACCACACUGAGAGACACGAAAGCGCAGGUAAUGCCAGUUGGCGAAGUGGCGUUAAGCAUCCCUAGCGGUACGCAAAGAGAGGUCGUGAUGAUAUCAUCUACGUCCGUACCGCUCCUCGUGGAGUAGAUCCCGCAUCCAACCAACCCUUUUUUGACCAGGGAACGGGAGAAUUCCCACUACCGCUGGCAGGCCAGCCGGGCCGUGAGCGCGGUGGGAACGGGCUUCCCAAAAAGCGAGCCCCGGCCCGGGUCAGCAUAGAAUGGGGGGGACGGCCCUAAUGUUGUGUUGGCCGGGUUGCGGGCGGAUAAAAGCGGACGUGGGGACUCGGGU
Molecule: messenger RNA, 1328 nt
Organism: Hordeum vulgare subsp. vulgare (domesticated barley)
Lineage: Eukaryota; Viridiplantae; Streptophyta; Magnoliopsida; Poales; Poaceae
Product: cytochrome c biogenesis CcmF C-terminal-like mitochondrial protein
Exons: 1
Coding region: 1-831 (276 amino acids)
Biological process (GO): cytochrome complex assembly
Source: RefSeq, a predicted model, not a curated record